GAUGAGUCUUUGCAUGAUUAUGAAAACUACAGCUGUUUACGUAUAGAGUUUGUUAAAGUUUACUAAAUCAUAGUUUGUAACUUCUUGCUGUUUGCUCAUUAAUUUAUUUAAAAGUUAUGGCUGAAUCCAAGAAAUUAUCGUUUGAGACAAUAAUGACAGUCUUAAUGGAGAAAAGUGACGAUGAAAGGAAAAAAUUCAUCGAGGAUCAUCAGGCGUCCAUCAAGUCUGUUAUCAAAUUAGUUUGUCGUCUAAUUAUCACCGGGGACAAAACAGAAAAAAUUAAUUCUUUAACAUGUUUGGCCAAAAUUAGUGAAGUCGAAGACAAUUUAAUUUUGACUAACUUACUGGAAGAUACAGCUGUUUAUGAAGCAAUUUUGAAGCCAAUCGUUAACUUUAUACACAAUCGUGAUCAUCCAGAAGCUGAUUCAGAACAAGUCGAUGUAAUUAAAUAUAGCCUGAUAAUUUUGGUGAAUAUAACUCGCCAAAAAAACUGUGUUAAAAUUUUCCAUUCAUUGUUGGAUACAAACAAAUUGCUCUCCAGUUUCCAUACAAUCCUAAGCAAUGUUGUUAUGAUUUCUGCUACGGACAAAUUUGAACCUUUAAUUAUUGAAUUGGUGUUCAAUUUAUUAUUGAAUCUUUCACAGCCAUCUCUGAUUUUGGACGAAAUUCAAAAGAAUCAGGAUAAUCUGGCAUUGUUAAUGAAAGAUUUGCUGAAUUUUUUUGAAAAAUCAACUUGUACUAAAAUCAGAGUUUGUUGUAUUUCAAUCAUCGUUAACUUUUUGAUCCACGGCUCUGCACAAACAACUCUAUUGGAUUCCAAAUCAGAACUGAUUACCAAAAUUUUAUAUCCCUUGGCUGGGCCUACCGAAGUUGAAUUUGAUGACGAAGACAUGGCACAACUACCACUAGAUUUACAAUAUUUGCCACCUGAUAAGGAACGAGAAGCUGAUAAUAAUGUCCGAGAUGCUUUGAUAUCUUGUUUAUUGCUAUGUUGUAACACAAGAAAGGGAAGAGAUUCUCUGAAAGAUCAUGGUACUUAUUAUAUUCUUCGAGAAUUACACAAACAAGAAAAGGAUCGCUCAAUACAAAAAAGAGUUGAAGAUGUUGUAGAUAUUCUGACCAAAGAGGAAGAAGAAUACAAUCAAUUCCCUGACCUUAUGUCAACUGCAAUACCUGAACAUUUGAUUGGUAAAUUUGAUGAGAUGGACCAAACUCUUUUGAAUGAAUAACCAAUAAAAUCUGUUAAAAUUGA
Molecule: messenger RNA, 1252 nt
Organism: Tetranychus urticae (two-spotted spider mite)
Lineage: Eukaryota; Metazoa; Arthropoda; Arachnida; Trombidiformes; Tetranychidae
Product: co-chaperone protein HGH1 homolog
Source: RefSeq, a predicted model, not a curated record